This is a messenger RNA of Kogia breviceps (pygmy sperm whale), 1606 nucleotides long. It is a transcript of the gene NSDHL, whose product is annotated as NAD(P) dependent steroid dehydrogenase-like. Gene Ontology annotation, molecular function: 3-beta-hydroxy-Delta5-steroid dehydrogenase (NAD+) activity. Gene Ontology annotation, biological process: steroid biosynthetic process. NCBI's taxonomy places the organism in Eukaryota, Metazoa, Chordata, Mammalia, Artiodactyla, Physeteridae. The record is from RefSeq and is a predicted model, not a curated record.
CUCGGCUCACGCGGGCGGGGAGAAGAGGGUGGCAGCAGGCCGCUGGAGUUCUGGGGAUGCAGGCUGCGGACGCGCUGGGGACAGCCAGGGGGCCGCCUACGGACGGGAGAGAAAAGCUGACUGCGGACAGGGCCAAAUUUGCAGCUGAAAUGGAACAAGCAGCUGGUGAGCCAGUGCGAGACCAGGACACAUGGACACAUUUGACAGAGGACAUUCCAAAAGCCACGAAAUGCACAGUGAUCGGAGGCUCUGGGUUCCUGGGGCAGCACAUGGUGGAGCAGCUGCUGGCAAGAGGCUACGCCGUCAACGUAUUUGACAUUCGGCAAGGGUUCGACGAUCCUCGCGUGCAGUUCUUCCUGGGCGACCUCUGCAGCCAGCAGGAUCUGUACCCAGCUCUGAAAGGUGUAAGCACAGUUUUCCACUGCGCAUCGCCCCCACCAUCCAGUAACAACAAGGAACUCUUUUACAGAGUGAAUUACAUUGGCACCAAGAAUGUCAUUGAAGCUUGCAGAGACGCUGGGGUUCAGAAACUCAUUUUAACCAGCAGUGCCAGUGUCAUCUUUGAGGGUGUCGACAUCAAAAAUGGAACCGAAGACCUCCCUUAUGCCGUGAAACCCAUUGACUACUACACAGAGACGAAGAUCUUACAGGAGAGAGCGGUCCUGGGUGCCAACGAUCCUGACCGGAAUUUCGUAACCACGGCCAUCCGCCCUCACGGCAUUUUUGGCCCAAGGGACCCCCAGCUGGUCCCCAUUCUCGUUGAGGCGGCCAGGAAAGGCAAGAUGAAGUUCAUGAUCGGGAACGGGGAGAACUUGGUGGACUUCACCUUCGUGGAGAACGUGGUCCACGGACACAUCCUGGCUGCAGAGCACCUCUCCAGAGACACAGCCUUGGGUGGGAAGGCUUUUCACAUCACCAACGAUGAGCCGGUCCCUUUCUGGGCUUUCCUGUCCCGCAUCCUGACAGGCCUCAAUUACGAGGCCCCCAAGUACCACAUCCCCUACUGGGUGGCCUACUACCUGGCCCUCCUGCUGUCCCUCCUGGUGGUGGUAAUCAGUCCCAUAAUCCAGCUGCAGCCCACUUUCACGCCCAUGCGGGUCGCGCUGGCUGGCACGUUCCAUUACUACAGCUGUGAGAGAGCCAAAAAGGCCAUGGGCUACCGGCCGCUGGUCAGCAUGGAUGACGCCGUGGACAGGACGGUGCGUAGCUUUCACCACCUGCGGAAGGUCGAGUGAGGCGGCCUGGAGCCCGGGCCCUUCCACGCGUUCCCCAGCCGGUAACUCUGCCCUUCCGGUGACUUGCUUCUGAGCUUAGGUCUCCUCCGGCUGGUUCUGUGAGAGCACACCCACCCUUCUGUGACUCCGAGGGUGGCGAAAUCAGCAGGCGUUUCUUCUUCCUCAUAGGACUGGAUUUGGAUUUCUUAAAGUAGGACAGCUUCCUAGUCUACUGCUUUGUAUUCUCUCCCCCUCCCCCACCCGCUUCCUCCCGGGUUCCGUAUCAUUCCAGUGGCCUUGUAAACAAUCAAAGAAGCCGUAGGGAAGAAACAAGCCGUUUGCUGAUUGAGGAGGGGGUCCUAGACUUAUUUCCACGCAGCCUCUGCUCAAGG